Molecule: messenger RNA, 1462 nt
Organism: Podospora pseudocomata
Lineage: Eukaryota; Fungi; Ascomycota; Sordariomycetes; Sordariales; Podosporaceae
Exons: 2
Coding region: 407-1360 (317 amino acids)
Molecular function (GO): phosphatase activity
Source: RefSeq, a predicted model, not a curated record
UUGCUUCGGAUCCGAUUGUUGCGCUCCCUUCUCCUUCUGCUGAUCCCUACAAGUUAUCCAACAAGAGGGCAGGUCCGCCGUCUUAUCUCCAACCUCAAAGAGCAGUUGGCUUCUCUGGGACUACAUCUUAUCAGCUACUCUAACCCACGUGCCUGAUUGGACCCGAUCGGUCCUACACCUACCUAGGCAAGGGUAGCCAUCUAUCUAUAAUACGAGCCCUUUUCUUUCCCCCAGAGCCUCCUCCUGUCUUUUUUUUCUUUCUAGUCCAUCCAGCAGAUACGAGCCCACGGUCGUCCCAGUUCACAGCACGCCACGGCCUUCACAAUGACUCCCAGAACCGAGUAGGUCCCCUGAACCCCUAUGUUGUGUGAUUCCGGCCGGGUCCAGCCUCGUGGCGAGACUAACAAUGAUUCCCUCCAACAACAGCUUCCCCCCCGUCCGGGCCUGUCUCUUUGACAUGGAUGGUCUGCUGCUUGACACCGAGGACCUCUACACACUCUGCAUCAACCUGAUCCUCGAAAAGUACGGGCGUCCCAAGCUGCCCUGGAGCAUCAAGGCCAAGCUGCAAGGCCGCCCCGGUCCCCAGGCCAACAAGCUGCUUCACGACUGGGCCCAGCUGCCGAUCACCCCCGAGGAGUACCACAAACAGUACUAUGAGCUCCAAGCCCAGCACUUCCCCGGCACCCAGCCCCUCCCCGGCAUCCCUACACUUCUCAGCGACCUCGCUCGCACCCGCUACUGGGACAUGGAGAAGAACAAGGAGUCCAGGGCUGGCGAGACGGCGCCCACCCCCCACCGCGUCCACAUCGCCCUCGCCACGUCGUCCCACAAGUCAAACUUUAUCUUGAAGACGUCGCACCUGACGGAGCUGUUCAGCGUCUUUGAAACCCACCGUCGCGUCCUGGGCGACGACGAGCGGAUUGCCCCCGGCCGGGGCAAGCCGCUUCCUGAUAUUUAUUUGCUUGCCCUCAAGACGAUCAAUGACUCGCUUCCCGAGGGGGAGAAGCCGAUUACCCCCGAGGAGUGUCUUGUCUUUGAGGACAGCGUUCCGGGGGUUGAGGCUGGUCGCCGGGCGGGGAUGCGGGUUAUCUGGGCGCCUCACCCGAUGCUGAAGAAGGAGUAUGAGGGGCGGGAGAAGGAGGUUCUGGCUGGACGGACGUACGAGGCGGGCGAGGUGGACACGCACCAGCUUGGGGAGGUUGAUGAUGGGUGGGCUGAGUAUAGGGGUACGCUGGUUGAUUUUCCGUAUGAGAGGUUUGGGAUUGUGGUGCCGCCUGUGGAGGUGGAGGGGGAGGGGUGGAUGCUUGAGACGGGGAGGUUGGCGGAUGGGGAGGUUGUGGAGGUUGUUGGUAGGGCUUAGGUUACCUAGCUUGGUGGACGUCGGGAUGGGUAUAAUGGGCGUUUGAGAUGGGUUGGUGUGGGCGUUUAGAAGAGGUCACGGUUGCUGGGCGUUUAGAAUAGC